AGGGACGCGAAUUCAAACACAAAUAAGAGCGAUUUUCUAAGGGAAAAUGAAUGCAAGCAUGAUGGUGCUGGUUAUGGUGUUAGUGUUGGUGGUAAUAGUGGUAGUCGUGUUGGUGGUGGCAGUGUUGAUGUUGGUGGUGUUGGUGGUGGUAGUGGUGGUGGUGGCGAUGGUCUUGGUGGUGGUAGUAGUAGUGGUGCUGGUGGUGGUGUUGGUGGUAGUGGUGGUGGUGAUGGUAGCGGUGGUGUGGGUGGUGGUUUCGUGGUUCGGUGGUCCUGUGAUGCGUAAUCAGUGUUGUCUUCUUAUAGCAUAA
Echinostoma caproni is the source of this 310-nucleotide messenger RNA. The record is from the annotation of a GenBank genome assembly. Lineage: Eukaryota; Metazoa; Platyhelminthes; Trematoda; Plagiorchiida; Echinostomatidae.